CAGUUAUGCCGACCAGCUCCAAGCGGGUGCCGCUAACAAAUCGAAACCCCGGUUCGAAUUCCGCACGCCGUUCUAGUGCUUGCGUUCCGCAGGAAGAAAGAAUAUAAACGGAAAGGAAAAAUAAAAAAAAAACGGGAGGAAAUAACCAAGCGGGGGUUCCGGGGAUGGGGUUUUAGAGAAUUAGAAAAAGAGGAAAGCGCAUUCGUUGUGGGUGGAUAAGAGAAAGGAAGGAAGGAAGGAAGGGAGGGAGGGAGGUAGGUAGGGAGGAAGGAGACUCACUUUCAUUUUUCUUUUAUACUUUUGCUAUACUUUAGAAACGAAACGAGAGCUUGAAGUAGGAGGUAACCUAAAUUCGAGGGUGGAACGGAGGGUGGGAGGGAGAGUUAUGGGGAUGAGGCGAGAGGAUACCGGUGACGGGAGAAGAGGGAAAAAAAUUAGGGCAAUAAAAAGAAAAUAAGAGAAAACAAGGAAAAAAAGAAAGGGGGAAGAGAGAAAUAAAACAGGGGAGCAGUGAUCGUCGUGUGAAAAGGAUUUAAAGAAGGAAAGUAAAGAAAAAACCAGAAAGAGAAAGUGAGAAAGAGAGAGAGAGAGAGAGAGCGAGAAGGAAGGAGACACGUGGAAGAAGAGACAGUGAAGAAGAGAAAAGGAGGAAAUAAAUAUAAAAAAAAAAAGGGAGGAAAAAGGGAAAAGACGACGAAGACGAAGAAGGCGAAGACAAAAAAGAAGAACAAGUGGAAGAAGAAAAAGAAGAGGAAAAAGAUACACAAGUCAGAAGAAAUUUCCUGUCAUCUCUUUCGAGUUGGAUUUUCCUGAUAAAAUUAAUACCAGGUGUAAAGAAAAGCGAAACUUUCGAUAAGAACGAAAAAGACGAGAGCGAUUGCUAGUUAACAGUGAAUUGAUUAAAAGUGUCAAUAAUCGAAACAUUCGGUUUAAACGAGAUUAUAAAUGAUAGAAGUAUGAUGGCGGGCGCUGGUGUUGGUGUUGGUGGUGCCGGUAUGUUAAGAGCAAGAAGGCGAGACGUCAGCGUUAAACCGAAUAGAAAACUCGAUCGGAAAUCCUCAAGGGGGAUGAUUUACGAGAACGAGGAGCUAAGAUUGAGAACCAUUCACAUCAACGCCGAGGUCGAACAAGGUCAAAUCGAUAUAAAGAAAUUGCGAAGGGAGAACGAGCAGCUGCGAAGAGAGAUAUGGAGCCUACGGGACGAGUACGAUAAGCUCGAGGAGAUACUAAAAAGACAAAAGAAUCAACCUGAAAGCGACGAAUCCGAGGAUCGCUCAGAGGAGGAUGACGAGGAGGAACUGCAUUCGGAUUAUUCAGACGAGAACGUGCACGAGGAGGAACCCGUGGGAGCCAGUGAUGAUAAAGAUAGGAGAACGCGUUUACGGGAUCGCGAGGAACAAUUAGAGAAUGCGGAGAAUCAAAAGAUAUCGACGGAAAAGAUGAACGGUAACAAUAAUAACUUGUUGCACCGUUUGCACGUUGAUUUCGACGAUCUAUCGGUGGUAGACGAGGAAGAGGAAUUGAAAAAGGAUAAGGAUAAAAAGUUUGAUAAUGUCAUUACAACGAACGAAGAAGGAAAUCAAAGGAAAUCGAACGUAAGAUUAUUCGAAACAAUUAGAAAAUUACACGACAAUAUACCAUUUUAUCCGGGUACAUACGAAUCCUGUCAAGGUUAUACAGAACCAAAUUAUUUCUCGGAUUGUCCAUUGUUCGAGUGUCCCAAUACGAUAGUCGAUCAAUCGAUACCUGGUAAUAACGUACCGACGGUUAUACCUUUCCCCUGUCCAAACCUAUAUGCGGAUCCAUUGAUACCCCUUAGCAAUAUGGAUUCACCAUUAUUAAAUCCAAUGAACGAUAAUAAUCAUCUAUCGGAUAUCCACGUUGUACCGCCUAUCGGUUGGCAAAACAAUAUGUUAGUUUCGGAAACGAAGCAAUUGUCAAGUUAUACGAACGUAUUGUCUACCGGUAUAUCGAAUGCGACUAUGGGAAUCUCCGAUUUCGAAAGAACGUCGCAAAUGGUUACUACCAAUAAUACUCAAAUUAUCGGUAACAAUUCGAAUCUAACGAUAGAUGAAAGUCAUUUCGAUUCUACGGAAAUUCAAGGUAAACAACAAUUUUCUAAAGGAUUGUUCGAGGAUUCGUCGUUGGCCAACGACGUAUGGGAUGACGUUGACUUACGAUCGAUUCAACAAAAUAAUCUGAAAGAUAAUGAAAGAAAAAUAAUCGGCGAUUGUAAUAUCGAGAACGAGGAGAAAGAUUCCGACGAGCCGUACUCGUACGGUGGUACUACUGCGGAAAAGCGAAAACAUUUUUUCGCUCCGUUGGCAACGUUGAAAUCGAAGAAAUUACUAGACGAGGAUUCACCAAAUAUCACUGGUAAUAAUUACUUUGGUACUGGUAACAGUUCUAGUAGCGGUAAAACAGUAUCCACGGUUAUAUGCGGUGGUAACAAUAAUCAAUUGUUAGGAAACCAUAAGGGUUCCGUUGAUGUUUGCGUGAACGGUGCUGUCUCCUAUGGGAAUAAUUUCGUUCAAACGAACAAGGACGACAUACAGAGAACGUAUCUCAGUACGGAGAAUCUCUCAAUUAUCAAAUCUAUACCGAUCAAUAAUCAAUUGAUCAAAUCUAUGUCGUGUCAGGAUUUAACAAGCGACAAUCAAAAUAUGAUGACAAAGCUCAACAAUAAUAACGAUAUAGGACAGAUGACGAUAAUGACCAAGAGCGACAAUACCUUGGACAAUUUUAACAUCGACAAUUCGACGACUAAGGCAUACAAAUCGCAUUUAAACGUGACGUUAAAGAUACCACGUAAGGAACGUGAUAACAACGUUAAUACACCGGAGAUCCCAAAGUUACCUACCUUGGAUUAUAGAAUUCUAACGAAUCCAUUUCUACGUAAUAUCGAACGAAUCGGUUUCGAGUGUCCCGAACGAGAUUCUCCAUUGACAAAACCACUUACCGUUCAAGUAAAUGAAAAUAACAUGAAUUACAAUUAUCCAAGUUCGCCGUUGUCGUCGUUACCGCUACCUCCGCCACCGCCUCCUUUGCCACCGCCGCCACUGCCACCGUCAACGAGUUUUGUUGCUCGAGGACUUCGACCUCCUAGCGAAAGAUAUCGUAGAAGGCAGGAUAACAUUGUGACGACCGAUCAGAAUCGUUUGUUGAUUCCUACCGACCAAUUGAUCUCUAAAAAAAAUCUAUCCCCGUCGACGCAGGACUUUCAAGUUACGUCCUUCGAAAGGCCGAGCCCUCAUACCCUCUUACCAUCGGCUAUGCCGUACGAUCUUGAAACCAUACGUAGAAUAAACGCGACGCGUUAUCUGCAGAAUCAAAAUCAGAAUCUUUAUCAGAACGUACCGUUUGUACCGUCCGGACCGACCGGUCACGUUUGUCACAACAUUAGAAUGUAUUACGAUCAGAUUAAGAACAAGGUACAAGCGCAAACGCAAACCUCAAUCGAUGGUGACUCUCAUAUAGAGGACGAACAGAUUGUUCGAUGUUCGCGUCAGGAUGAUGAUAACGUAAGUCUGCCAAAUACACCGAGUGUGAUUAGACGAAAACGCGCGAUAAAGAAGGAAAAAUUUGUAAUUAAACAAUCGAUAUCGCCGCACGCUCAAAGGAAAUUGAAAAAGCAGAGCAGCGUUACGUCGACGGAAACUACCCCGGAUUCACCUGACAAAUCGGUUAGAUGUCAUAGACCAAGGAAACUCAGCGUUACCACUACGACGACGUCCGAUGCCCUCGAGGAUAAGAACGAGAGUAGAUCCUCAUCGUCGGGACAAGAUUCACCGAGGAAGGAUCAAAUUAGACGGGUCUCGUCUUAUUUCAAUCCUAAGAAACGACCAUCCGUAACGUCGAUCAAAACAACCAGAAGCGCCAGCUUGGAAACUACUAGCAAGGAAAAAUAUUCCGAGGGUUUGAUAACGGCUAAUUCUGAUAAGGAAAUGUUUAAUACCGGAAAUAUCAGGGACAGUCUCGUUAAAUCGAGAAAAGGUAGUACCAGCAGUGGAAACGUACCCUGGUGUGCCUGUUGGGGUAAUGGUUGCAUUUGAUUUCAAUUUAUUCGGGCUAUGUAUGUACGUUUAUUUUUCCUUAUCGUUCAUUUUCUUUUCGUCGUCGUCGUCGUCGUCGUCGUCGUCGUCGUCGUUGUUGUUGUUUUUGUUUUCGUUUAUGUUGUUGUCGCUGUCGUUAGAAUAAAAUUCGAGAUAUAUCUUAAAGAGAUCAUUGACAUUGUAAUUCCAUUGUUAGAGUUUAAGGAAACGCAAAGGAAGUUUUUGAAUUCGAACGGCGUCAUGAAUACCAUUUUAAAAAUAGUUAGAAAGGGUUUGCCGUUAGACAUAUAUACAAAUGAAAACAUGGAAAAUCAUUCGACAUUCAAAUAUACGAGAGGCGGCUUCGGUUACGACACCGAAAUGGGACCACGAUAAAUUCAACAACGACGAGAGUAAACUAACCUCAACUAACCUCAACUAACCUCAACGUCACUUUACAAAGUAACUUUUCUAAGUAUAGGUUAUAUUCAAUGCGCACGUAUAUAUUACGUACGUAUGUAUGUACGUACAUAUUUCACCUAACGUGAAAUUGUGAAUAAAGUGUAUCAUAAAAUCAACACCGCACUUGGAUAUUAACCAUAAAACUAAUCUCGAAUCUGUGACUCGUUCGCGUUCGAAGUGAAUUGCAAACGCGUGUGCGUUUCUGUGUGUGUACGUGUGCGUUUGUCGAAACUUCCAAACAAGUAUUACCGUGAAAAUACGAACGAGAGUUUUGGAAAUAAGGAUCAAAGACCUUGUUGAAGAGUGUGAAAAUGUGAAAAAAAAGUUUUCAUGAGAUUCUGCUCUUUAUAUUUCACAAUUUACCAUAUAUAAAAUCUAAUAUUAUUUUAUAGCCGUAAAUGCGUAAGUGAUAUACAGUAUGUAUGUAUGUAGGUACACGUAUAUAUGUACUGGUACGUCAUAACGUAGAAUUUAAUAUUUGUUCUCCCUGGAGAAAAAAAAAUAUUCUAUGCAUUUAUGUUACUGAUAAUUUUAAUGAACGUUAUAGAGUAAUCAAAUAGGAUAAAAAAAAAAUUAUUUUUAUGUUAGAAUUAAUAACCUUCUCAUUUUAUACUUUGGGAACAUUUGAUCGUGCAAGUAAAUACGUGUAAAGAUAUCCAAAAAUUGUAUUCAUUCAUUUAUUCGAGUUCCAUUGAUCAAUUUAAUUCCCUUUCACUUUGUUCGCUUUAAUGCUCUACAAAUACGAAUACGAAUACGAAUACUGAUACGAAUACGAUACGAUCGAACGAUCGAUCAUCAAUAAAUCAAAGUUAUCUCCCAGUAGAAGUUGGAUUUUGGUGGAAGAGGAUUAUGUCCUUCUAUAAUCCAGAUCAUCGAUAAUUUGUUUCAUCACUAUGGACCAGGGUAAGAUCGAUCUCGGCGUACCGAAAUUUAUUAAUGUUCACCGACGUGAACGAGAGGAGUACUUUAUGCCCGAGGAAAAGUUACCGUAGGAACAUCCGGCUUGAAAACUUCGAGAGAGUACCGUUAAAACUUCCUUCUCCCUAAAGUUUCACUGCGGAAGUUUUCGUUUCCGCUUCAUUAUGAGUAUACGAAGAAGAAUGGUAGGGACUUGAAAUUAAUAAAAGAAAAACAAAACAAAACAAAACGAGACAAAACGGUAGGAAACAAAAAAAAAUAAUAAAAAGAAAAAUAAAAAGAAAUACAAUAAAUAAGGGGAAAAUAAAACAAAACAAAAAAAAACAAUUACUUUAUCCAUUUCACGUUACUUUCGUAAUCCAUUUUAACACCUCUUGUUUUAACAUCUUUGUUAAUAUAAUCAUCAGGAUAAACUUAUGGAUAAUUUAAUGGGUAAUUCGCCGUGAGAUUAUUUUGAAGAUAAUUAUGGUUAUCAGAUUUGAUAGUAAAAAAAAUAAAAAAAAUAAAAGAAAAAAAACAGAAAAUUCACCGUUGAAAUAUCAACCAGAAGCCACGUUACGUUUUAAAUCAGAUUUAAGAAAAGAAGAAGGAAAAAAAUGCAAAAUAAGAAAAACAAAGAGAGAAAUAGAGAUGAAUACUUCGUUAACAGUUUCGUUCGCAAUUAUCGUAACUAUCGUUUUUUAAAUAAAUUUCUCGCCAACCUCCAGUUCUCACUCCCAACCUCAACCCUCGCUCCUUCCCUCCUCUGUCCCUUUCUAUGACUCCGAAAGAAUUCACAAAAUUUAUGCAUCGCGUAAUAACGGGCCAUGAACGUAAAAUAAGAUUCGGGUGAGUAAAAUUCAUAAAGAUCCUUUAUGAAAAUUUUUCACCGUCUACCUGACCACCCCCCAAAUGUUCCCAACUACCCAAACUCUCCCCGUUCCCUUCUUCCUCACCACCAUCGUUAUUCUUCAUCUGGUUAACACCGAGUCGACUAGUAAAAGAUUUGUGUACCCUGUAGGAGCCCGUGGAGAGAAAGAAAAAAUAAAUGGAAUAAAAAACGAGAGAUAAAAAAAAAAGAAGAAUUAAAGAAAAAAAAAUGAUCGAUGAGACGAGGCUAUCCGUAAGGUGGUUACUAAGUAAAUUUUGUCAAGUGAACGUGUUAGACGUACCAACGACGUGUUAGAUGAAAUUGAGUCAGGAGAGAUGGUUCGGCUUUAAAGUGCCAUUAUCGGAAUCGUUGUAAAUUAAAUUACGAUCGAUAGAAGUCAAGAGUAGAUGUAGAAGAAGAACGAACGAACGAACGAACGAACUAACAAACGAACGAAGGAACGACAAAGAAGAGGAAGAGAGAGAAAUAGACCAAAGGAUUGGAUAGAAGAGAAGAGAAUAGGAGAGAAGAGGAGAGGAAUGUUGGAGAAGAUUUGAGCAGAGUUAGUAAAAUUCUCUUUAAUUCUCUCUCUCUUUCUCUCUCACACAUAUACAGACAUGAUACAGAAAGAGAGAGAGAGAGAGAGAGAGAGAGAGAGAAGUGAGUAGUAUGACUUUCAAUUUUAAUGGGAACAUUAUUUUUGCAAGAAGAGAAGGGUAAGCACAAUGCGCGCCAACUCGUUUUAGUGUCAACGUGGAAGACGAGAAGGGAGUGUGAAAGGGUAGGAAGGAGAAGGAGGAUGGAAAAGGGUGGCCAGGUCGCUUUCUCUCUCUCUCUCUCUCUCUCUCUCUCUCUCUCUCUCUCUCUCUCUGUCUCUCUUCGAAGAGAGUAGAGGCUCGGAUAGUGCAAUUAAAAUGCAAAUUAUCCCUUUCGCGGAGGACUCGUCCUUGCAACCCUACAACCCCCUGCUUCCUCUUCUCCUCCCCACUCCCAUCUACCGCUAUCCCACCCCAUUCCUCCUCACUCCCACCACGCAAUGUUAACGCCGUAACCGAUUAACUGGGAACUAAUUUACGAGACUACGUCGAGCCGAGUGAAAAUGAGACCGAACGAGAGAGCAAGAGAAACAGGGAGGGAGGGGGAGAGAGAGAGAGAGAGAGAGACGAAUAGAGAAAAUGACGUUUUGUCUGUCUCUUCAGGGAAAUUCGAAGCGAAGGUUAAUUCUGUUUCCACGACAUCUUCUUCCUUGAGAUUGAGCGCAAGCAUUAACUUAUUUCCAACGGCUAUGUUUCCAACCAAUCACAUUCUUCGAUAAUUUAUCUUUUCAAUGAAAUUAAUUCCUCAUUUUUUACUUAAUCGAUCGUACACGCUGACAAUGUUGUUAAUUGUAUUUUUAUUAUAUGUUUCUUUUCUUCUUUCUUUUUAACUUUCCUUUGUUUUCAAUGUUUUUCUUUUUUGUGUUUGUGUUUUUGUUCGAGCUUUUAUCAGUCAAGCGUUACGAUAGAAUUUCGUUUUGUCCUUUUUCUUCUUGCUCUUCUGUUUUUUUCUCUUUUUUUUUUCUCUUUUCUUUUUUCUUCUUUCAAUUCUCUUUUUCUUUUUUAUUGUAUUUUUGUUUCUUUUUGAUUUAUUUCUUCUUCUUCUUCUUCUUCUUCUUCACGAAUUUGUUCGAAUAAAUCCAUCCGUUCGAAACUCCGCAGAGGGAAUAGUAACCAAACAUACUAUUUAUAUACGUUCUGAUGAAUUUUUUUUUUCUUUUUUCCCCCUUUCCCUUCGUUUUCGUUUCUCCUCCUUUCCUUUUUCCAUAUGAAUGUUUCGGGUUAGAAGAGAUCUAAUGUCUUUUGAACGUUUCAAGUAAGGGAAUGAACGAUCGGCGAACUUUCGAAACACAGAAAGUAAAUAGUUUUCCUUGAGUAAAACGAAGUCGGUCGUUUGUACAUGGUAACAUUUCUUCUUCCGCGUACAGUGCACAGCAUGUAUAUACAUACAUAUAUACCUUAAGGAAAUUUUCCACGAUCUACUUCCGAAGUUUGGUGAAUUUUACGAAUCCCGUCAUCCCAGUGUCCUGCUGCUUGCUCUCCCUGUGUUCUCUAUUCUCGUCGUUACUUUUAUAUUAUGUACUUUAGGAGCAAUUCAUUAUUUAUUCACUUUUGGCUUUAACAUUGCGCGCACAUAGCGCCCAUCGUUGACGUUAACCUUUCGAGGAAUAUAAAAAAAAAAAAAAAAAAAAAAAAAGAAAGAAAAGAAAAGAAAAGAAUUUCCCUUAGAAAAUUUUAUUUCGCGUUCUACCGGUUUGAAAUAGUAUUCUUUAAAAAGAA
This is a messenger RNA of Vespa mandarinia (Asian giant hornet), 8576 nucleotides long. RefSeq lists its product as uncharacterized. Lineage: Eukaryota; Metazoa; Arthropoda; Insecta; Hymenoptera; Vespidae. The record is from RefSeq and is a predicted model, not a curated record.